Sus scrofa (pig) is the source of this 795-nucleotide messenger RNA. RefSeq names its product nicotinamide N-methyltransferase (gene NNMT). NCBI's taxonomy places the organism in Eukaryota, Metazoa, Chordata, Mammalia, Artiodactyla, Suidae. Gene Ontology annotation, molecular function: nicotinamide N-methyltransferase activity. The record is from RefSeq and is marked provisional. Gene Ontology annotation, cellular component: cytosol.
AUGGAAUCUGGCUUCACCUCCAAGGAUGCUUAUCUGAGCCAUUUUAACCCUCAGGAUUACCUAGAAAAAUAUUACAACUUUGGGGCCAAACACUCCGCAGAAGACCAGAUUCUUAGGCAUCUUCUGAAAAUCCUUUUCAAGAUAUUUUGCCUAGAUGGUGUGAAGGGGGACCUCCUGAUUGACAUCGGCUCUGGCCCCACCAUCUAUCAGCUCCUCUCUGCUUGUGAGUCUUUCAAGGAGAUCAUUGCCACCGACUACACGGACCAGAACCUGCAGGAGCUGGAGAAGUGGCUGAAGAAGGAGCCAGGGGCCUUUGACUGGUCCCCAGUGGUGACCUAUGUGUGUGAGCUCGAAGGGAACAGAGUCAAGGGAACGGAAAAGGAGGAGAAGCUGAGGCGGGCGGUCAAGCGGGUCCUGAAGUGUGACGUCACGCAGAGCUGGCCACUGGGUGCCGUCCCCCUGCCUCCGGCUGACUGUCUGCUCAGCACACUGUGCCUCCAUGCUGCCUGCCCGGACCUGCCCACCUACCGCACUGCCCUCGGGAACCUGCGCAGCCUGCUGAAGCCGGGGGGCUUCCUGGUGCUCGUGGACGCCCUGAAGAGCAGCUACUACAUGAUUGGGGAGCAGAGGUUCUCCAGCCUCUGUCUGGGCCGGGAGGCCGUGGAGGCUGCCGUGAGAGAGGCUGGCUAUACCAUCGAACACUUCGAAGUGAUCUCCCAAAGUUAUUCUUCCACCAUGGCCAACAAUGAAGGGCUUUUCUCCUUGGUGGGGCGGAAACUGAGCCCAUGUGUAUGA